Molecule: messenger RNA, 2070 nt
Organism: Trichogramma pretiosum
Lineage: Eukaryota; Metazoa; Arthropoda; Insecta; Hymenoptera; Trichogrammatidae
Product: phenoloxidase 2-like
Exons: 6
Coding region: 1-2070 (689 amino acids)
Molecular function (GO): oxidoreductase activity
Source: RefSeq, a predicted model, not a curated record
AUGUCGAGCAAUCGCAAUCUCUUGUUGAUGUUCGACCGGCCCACGGAGCCGAUUUACGUGCCGAAGGGCAAUCAGGGCACGUCCUUCGACAUACCGCAAGAAUACUUGCGAGAUGAGUAUCAGGCACAAGGCAUGGGCAUCAUCAAUCGCUGGACCAGCAUGUCGAGCAACAUCGUGACGGUGAAAAAAAUCGCGAUACCGGAUCUGACGGUGCCGGAGUCGCUGAGUCGCUACGAGACGUUUUCUCUCUUCAAUCCGACGCACAGAGAGUACGCCGCCUACUUGAUGAAAUUGUUUAUUGGAAUGCGAACGGUGGACGAUCUGGUGUCGCUGGCCGCCUACUGCCACGAUCGCAUCAAUCCGCAACUGUUCGCCUACGCCCUAUCGGUGGCCAUACUUCAUCGUCCGGACACGAAGGAUUUAUCGAUUCCCGCGCUCAGUGAAAUAUUUCCGAAUAAAUUCUUCCCGAGCUUCGCUAUACGCCAGGUCGAGGUGGAAUCCUUGAUCAUGCCGAUCGGCCCGAUAGAGAUACCCAUGGACCACACGGCCAGCGACGCCGAUCCGGAGCAUCGGGUGGCCUACUGGCGCGAGGAUCUCGGCAUCAACGUGCACCACUACCACUGGCACCUCGUCUAUCCGUUCGAGGGUCCCCGCGAGGUCGUCGACAAGGACCGCCGGGGCGAGCUCUUCUACUACAUGCAUCGUCAGAUUCUGGCCAGAUACAACGCCGAGCGCCUCAGCAACAAGCUCGGCUGCGUGCGCAGCAUGAGGAACCUGCGCGAUCCCAUCUUCGAGGCCUACUACUCGAAGCUCGACUCGAGUAUCGCCGGCCGAGGCUACGCCGAUCGACCCACCAACGUCAGAUUACAGGAUCUCGAUCGUCCAGCGGACAACAGCCGCGUGAGACUGAGCGAGCUCGAGUUGCGCAUCAAGCGGGUGGAGGACGCGGUGAGGACGCGCCAGGUACUGGCCUCGGACGGCCGCGUGAUCGAUCUGGACGCCGUCACGGGUAUAGAUAUACUGGGCAAUAUGCUCGAGGCGAGUAUCCUCACGCCCAACAAGGACUACUACGGCGACAUACACAACGAUCUGCACUCGCUCAUAGGCUACUGUCACGAUCCCGAUCAUCGCUAUCUCGAGUCGUUCUCCGCGAUAGCCGACCCGGCCACCUCGAUGCGCGAUCCCGCCUUCUAUCCGGUGCACGCCUGGAUCGACGAGAUGUUCGCCAGGUUCAAGGACAGCUUCCCGGCCUACGCCGAGUCCGAGCUCGAGUUUCAGGGCGUCCACGUGACGAGUCUGGAGAUACAGACGCCCGAGGCGGACAAGAACAUACUGAGGACUCACUGGACCAAGAGCAGGGUGGACAUGACCCGGGGCCUGGCUUUCAUCUCGCGAGAGCCCAUAAGCGUGCAGAUACAGCAUCUGAAUCACGAGACGUUUUAUUACGAGCUGGGAGUGAGGAACAACACAGGGAGAGAGGUCGUGGGUACGGUGAGGAUUUUUAUCUGUCCGGUGCACGACGAUCUCGGGCAUAAUCUGACGUUCGAGCAGCAGAGAGGAUUGAUGAUCGAGAUGGAUAAAUUUACGGUUACGCUGAAAAAUGGCUUCAAUCGCAUAACGAGAAGAUCCGACGAGUCGUCGAUCACGAUCCCGUACGAGUCGACCUUCCGCGAUCUGAACGAGGACCGGCCCAGCCAGACCGACGCCGAGAGAAGCCUGGCGUUCAAUUUCUGCGGCUGCGGCUGGCCCCAGCACAUGCUCGUGCCCAAGGGCGGCGUACAGGGCUUUCCCAUGAUGGCUUUCGCCAUGGUGUCCGAUUACGCUUUGGACAGGGUCGAUCAGAGCGUAAACUCGACCUGUCGCACAGGCGUGAGCUACUGCGGCUUGAGAGAUCGCAAGUAUCCGGACGCGCGGCCGAUGGGCUAUCCGUUCGAUCGCAAGCCCAAGUCGAGCGCGAAGUCUCUGCACGACUUCUUGACGCCCAACAUGAACGUGGCGCCGAUCACCGUCAAGUUUUCCGAGGUCGUAAAAGCGCUGAAAGUACCCAAAGAGAUAAUAGUCACGAAUUGA